This is a messenger RNA of Phalacrocorax carbo (great cormorant), 1065 nucleotides long. NCBI's taxonomy places the organism in Eukaryota, Metazoa, Chordata, Aves, Suliformes, Phalacrocoracidae. The record is from RefSeq and is a predicted model, not a curated record.
CCUGCAUGUUGCAAUACCUCCUGAUAAGAGCGGCUAUAAAGGGGGUGUAGGGGGUGGCACACGGGGCCCGGGACACCACCGUCGGUGAGCAGGCUGUCCUGGAGCCGCUGCCAUGGCCCAGGCUCUGCUCUUCCUCCUGCUCCUCAGCGUGGGGGGCAGCACCCUCUCCGCCGCCCGCCCCGGGCCGGCUGCCCGUGACCAGGCUGCGGCACGGGCGCUGCUGGUGCAGCUGGCAGAGCAUGUCCCGCCACAGGCCCUGCCGCGACAUGCGGUCUCGUGCCAGGACCUGCAGCCCGAGGCCCUGCCCGGCUUCGCCCAGCUCCCGCCGCUGGCCCGUGCCCUGGCCCGCGCCGCCAUGGCCCUGGCGCUGAGCGGGGCUGCCUGCGGGCCCCAGGCCGAGGCGGAGGUGCUGGGGCUGUCCCGGGAGCUGGGUCCCGCCGCAGCCGCCGCGCUGCUGCGGGGGCUGGCGCGGCUGCGGGGCGCCCCAGCCUCCAAGGUGCUGCCCCUCCUCCUCAGCCUGGUGCAGCCCUGCGUGGCACCCACCCAGCCCCAGGGCCCCACGGCCAGCGCCCACCCCACUCCACCCAGGGCGCCGGUCACGGCUGAGGGGCUCCAGGUGCUCCCAGGGGCCGGGGCCCGAGCCUGGCUGCCUGCGUGCGGCCGAGCCACCCGGCACCAGUCCCGGCACCGGCGGGAGUACGAGGACGCCUGCAACCCGUCGGGGGAGGAGGAGGCCCACAGGGUGCUGGAGUGGGUGCCGGGCGUCAGCACCUUCUACAACCUGGGCACCAGCCUCUACUAUGCCUUCCAGGGCUGCAGGGCCCUGGCUUCCACGCGGGCCCUGGAGGUCGCCGAGGACCUGGGCUACGCCAGCCUGGCCGCCCUCGCCGGCGGCACAGGCGGCCCUGCGGCCCUGGGGUUGCAGCUGGGGCUGCAGCCGGGGCUCAAGGCCGGUGUGCGGGCGCUCGUCAGCUACUUCACAUCGGAUGGGGACCCCCUACCGGCCCCCACCGCCCACAGCGGCCCGGUCGUCAUUGUCUGAAUAAAGGCCCUGUGCGGCGGCUA